AUGUCACAACCACAGCAGACCGAGAAGGACCAUCGGGAGCCAUCACCAAGUCUGCAAAAUGGUGUCGCGGCGCCGAAGGGCAUAGUUGGGGAGGAUGUGAACAAUAAGCAGCAAGGUGGAAUGAAAAGUUACCUGCGAGUUUUCUCAUAUGCCGACCGUACGAGCUGGAUACUGAACGUUAUCGCCUUCUUCGCUGCCAUUGGCGCUGGAGCAGUGCUUCCCCUGAUGGAUUUGAUUUUCGGCAAGUUCGUCACGACUUUCGUGAGGUUCUCGACAGGCGUGUUGACACCGGCCCAGUACCGGUCAGAAGUCAACAAAUACACGCUCUAUUUCCUGUACCUCUUUGUUGCCAAGUUUUGCCUUUUCUACGUGCAUUCUGUCUUGGUCUCUAUUGCCGCCAUCCGAACGACCAAAGCAUUACGAGUGGAUUUUGUCAAGGCCACGCUACGCCAAAACGUUGCCUACUUCGACUCGGCUGAAGCAGGCUCGGUCACUUCGCAGGUCACUACAAGUUCCAACAAUGUCAACAAUGGGAUUUCGGAGAAGUUGACGUUAACAAUCCAAGGGCUAUCGACGUUCGUCACGGCAUUCAUAAUCGCCUUCGCCGUCCAAUGGAAGCUUACUCUCAUCACAAUUUCGAUAAUCCCGACAAUCGUCGUCGCCGUCGGCAUCUGCCUUAGUUUCAUGACCAAGUGGGAGAAUGACAUGCUCAAUAUCUAUGGUCAAGCUGGCAAACUUGCCGAGGAAGUUUUCUCGACUAUGCGUACCGUGCACGCUUUCUGGCUCAACCCGCUCCUGUCCCGCAAGUUCGAUAAGUAUCUUUUGGAUGCACAAGCAAUUGGAAUGAAGAACAGUCCGGUUUAUGCGAUUUUAUUCUCUACGGAAUUCUUCUGCAUCUACAGUGCCUACGGUCUGGCCUUCUGGCGGGGUAUCCGUAUGUACAUUGGCGGGGAGAUAGGUCAACCCGGUCAAGUGUUUACUGUCGUUCUCGCCGUCAUUGUUGCAGCCACUGCGAUGAGUACCAUAGCACCGCAAAUCAUCACCUUGGGGAAAGGUGCAGCAGCCGCUGCUGAGCUAUUUCGGGUUAUCGACCGCGUUUCGGAAAUCGAUUCGCUCAGUGAAGAAGGAUACAGCCCUGCAAAUUGCGCUGGACGUGUGGAGAUUGAGGGCAUCCACUUCGCAUAUCCGGCCAGGCCAAACGUCCAGGUACUGAACGACUUCUCGCUUUCUGUUCCUGCAAACACUACCAUAGCCCUCGUCGGUGCGAGUGGGUCGGGAAAGAGUACUAUUGUUGGUUUAAUGGAGCGAUGGUACGACUCGAGCGUAGGCUCCAUCCUUCUCGACGGAACGAGGAUUCAAGACCUGAAUUUGAGAUGGCUGCGGACGAAUAUUCGAUUAGUGCAACAGGAGCCCGUCUUGUUCAGUGGCACUGUCUUCGAGAAUGUCGCAUGCGGUCUUUUUGGAACCGAGAUGGGCGAUCUUCCCGAAGACCAACAAAGAAAACUUGUAGAGGAGGCAUGCAAGUCAGCCUAUGCAGACGAGUUUGUGGAGCAACUUCCUAAGGGUUAUGACACACAAAUCGGCGAGCGCGCAAUGAUGCUUUCAGGUGGACAAAAACAGAGGCUUGCCAUUGCCCGCAGUAUCAUCUCAAAUCCUCAACUCUUGCUCCUCGAUGAAGCGACCAGUGCGCUGGACCCAAAAGCCGAAAAAAUGGUCCAACAAGCGUUAGAUAGUGUCAGCAGAAACCGCACGACGAUCGUCAUCGCGCACAAGCUCUCUACAAUCAAGAACGCCCACAAUAUUGCUGUCAUGUCCAAUGGCUCAGUGAUAGAACACGGCACGCACGAUGAGCUUAUAGAGAAGAAGGGGGCUUACGCAGGUCUUGUCGCCGCGCAGGAUCUCGGCAAGGCCGACGGGAAAGAAGAAGCAGUGCAAGACAACGAGGAUGAAGGCAAGCACGCUCUUGUACGAACCCAGACUCAGGUAUCGAUGCACAGCCAAGCUAUCACAAAAUCGGGCAAAGAUGGGAUCAAUUACAACCUAAUCAGCUGCAUCUUCAUCGUCUUCUGGGAGCACCGACGGCUAUGGCCAUAUUUUCUAAUCCUCAUCGCUGCAUCGUUGAUGGGAGGUGCCACAUACCCAGCUCAAGCUAUUAUCUUCGCGCGCAUCGCGAGAGCAUUCGAAGUACCAGCUGCUGAGGCCGUCGAUGAGGGCGACUUCUACUCGCUUAUGUUCUUUAUCGUGGCUAUAGGCAAUCUCAUCGCCUACUCACUCAUCGGAUGGUUCAGCAACAUUGUUGUACAGUACGUUUCGCGUGGCUAUCGACUGGAAAUAUUCAACCUUAUCCUCAAGCAAGACAUGGGUUUCUUCGACAGAGAAGAUAACGCAACCGGUGCACUGGUAUCCAAUCUCUCGAGCUAUCCGACUAGCCUACUGGAGCUCCUUGGUUUCAACGUUAUGCUCAUCUUCAUUAAUGUCAUCAGCGUGCUUUCGAGCUGCAUUCUUGCCCUCGCCGUGGGAUGGAAGCUAGGAUGUGCAGUCGCAUUCGGUGCGCUUCCACUUGUAGUAUUCUCAGGAUACCUUCGAAUACGCCUGGAGUUUAAGUUAGAAGAACAAAUCGGAAAGCGCUUCGGCAGUAGCGCGGCUUUGGCAUCCGAAGCCGUUUCUGCCAUUCGUACAGUUUCGUCACUGGCCCUAGAAAGACACAUCCUUGCGAGAUACGAGGAACGUCUCCAGGGUGUAGCGCGCCGCUCCAUGAAAUCCCUCUUCUGGACUAUGUUCUGGUAUUCGUUCACGCAGUCUAUAUCGUUCUUGGCGAUGGCGCUUGGAUUCUGGUACGGCGGUCAACUAAUCAGUCGUGGCGAGUAUACCACCACGCAGUUCUACACGGUCUUCAUCGCCGUCAUCUUCUCCGGCGAGGCGGCGGCUUCAUUCUUCUCAUACACGACCAGUAUGACAAAAGCAGCGACAGCAGCUAAUUACAUCUUCUGGCUUCGUCGCCAAAAACCAGUCGUUCAGGAAGAGCCCUCUAGACCGCCGUUCGAUGACGGCAAAGAGAAAGAUCCCGCGCAUAUGAAGGUCGAAAACGUAGAUUUUGCGUACGAUUCGCGACCCAGCGCCAAUGUUCUCAAGAACAUCGAUGUCGAUGUGAGACCUGGACAGUUUGUGGCCUUCGUUGGUGCCAGUGGAUGUGGAAAGAGCACAGCGAUCGCCCUCUUUGAGCGUUUCUACGACCCAACAUCUGGUCGCAUAACAUGCGACGGUAGCGCACUUUCGGACUUGUGUCCACGAAAGUACCGCAGCCACGUCUCGCUUGUCCAACAAGAGCCCGUGCUGUACCAAGGCACCGUUCGCGACAACAUCGCCAUGGGUGUUGGUGACGAGGUCACGGAUGCUCAAGUUGAAGGCGCGGCGAAGCAAUCUAACAUCUUCACCUUCAUCGCAUCUCUACCUGAUGGCUUUAACACACUCUGCGGAAGCCGUGGUACUCAGCUUUCCGGCGGGCAACGACAACGCAUAGCCAUCGCUCGCGCCCUAAUUCGCCAGCCCCGCUUGCUCCUUCUCGAUGAAGCUACUUCAGCGCUCGAUACCGAAUCCGAGAAGAUUGUACAGGCCGCACUUGAGAAAGCGAAGAGCGGAAGGACCACCAUCGCCGUCGCGCAUCGUCUAAGCACUAUCAAGGAUGCUGAUGCGAUAGUGGUCUUUUCCAGAGGAAGAAUAGCAGAGUUGGGCACGCAUAAAGAAUUACUGGGCAGAAGGGGAAUGUAUUAUGAGAUGAGCUUGGGACAAAGUUUAGACCGGAGCAUACCCGCAUAA
Didymosphaeria variabile is the source of this 3816-nucleotide messenger RNA. RefSeq lists its product as uncharacterized. The transcript has 4 exons. Lineage: Eukaryota; Fungi; Ascomycota; Dothideomycetes; Pleosporales; Didymosphaeriaceae. Gene Ontology annotation, cellular component: membrane. The coding region runs from base 1 to 3816 and encodes 1271 amino acids. Gene Ontology annotation, molecular function: ATP hydrolysis activity; ATP binding; ABC-type transporter activity. Gene Ontology annotation, biological process: transmembrane transport. The record is from RefSeq and is a predicted model, not a curated record.